Molecule: messenger RNA, 1978 nt
Organism: Bursaphelenchus okinawaensis
Lineage: Eukaryota; Metazoa; Nematoda; Chromadorea; Rhabditida; Aphelenchoididae
Source: the annotation of a GenBank genome assembly
AUGUACUCAUUUACUCUUCUAUUAACCCUGCUUCUUUCUACCGUAUGCGGUACUAUUAGCACUUCAACAGCUAAGCCACGCACUUUCUAUAGCAUUGACCUAAACUACCGUAAUGGCAACUACACUACUACUGUGGGUGUAGGAACUCCAAAGCAAGAAAUUGAAGCCAUCUUCUCGACUACAACAAGAUACGCGAUAUUGCCCAUUGUCGGUUGUGUUAACAACAAGUUUGACAAUUGUAAAACCAACAAAAAUCUGUUUGACACUACAAAAUCGACCAGUUUCAAAUCUACCAAAAGCCGGUUUAGUAACAAUUUUAGCGGAGUUAUAGUGAAUGGAACUUAUGCUGAUGAUAUCUUUGAGGUAAUUUAGACUGCGCUGUUUUAAAGCCAUAUCCCUAGCCAACUGUCUAAAGUUUAGGCUUAACCACAGCUUUAGUCCAAGCCUUGGUUAAUCUCAGCUCUAGCUUUAACCCUAGCCUAGCCGCAGCUUGAGCCCUAGCUUUAAUUUUAGUCUUAAUCUUAGCCUUAAACUUAGCCUGAGUUUAAGUCUAAGCCUUUGCUCCAAACAUAGUCUUAGCUUUAGCCUUAUUUGUAGCCUUAGUCCUAACCCUAGUCUCAGUUCUAGUCCUAGCUCUACCUUUAGCCUUAACUGCAACAUAAGCUUCAAUAUUAGGCUAGCCUUCGCAUUAGCUUGCGUUUAAAUUUUGCCUUAGAAUUGAAUCGAACUUCAGCUUUAGCCCUAGCGGUACUACUGUAAAAAAACAGGUGUACGGCUAAGGCUAAAAAUUUUUUUCUCCACCGCCAGACUAAAAUAGCCAAAUAUUUUUAAUCGGUCACCAAUUUUAAAACUUUUAGUUAAACUACUCCAACACUCCACCCACCAACCCGGCCCGUCCUCUUCACUUCAAAACUGCCUCUUUCACAAACGUUGCUCAAGGCAUUCUGGCCUUACCGUCACUAGCCAAAGAAAAGUACAUAGAACAAUCGUCGUUAGUCCACAAUGUCAUCAAUGGAUCGAGUGCUGAAGCCUUAUUCACUGUUUUUAUGAAGAAAUGUGACAAAACAGAAUGUGAGAAAAGUGGCAGAGUUACCAUCGGCUACAAAGACACCGAGAACUGCCAAGAUCCAAUCACAUGGUACAAGAUGGGUCCAAAUGCUAGAUGGACGUGGAAGCUCUCGUCAGCGGCUGUAAAGGUCAAUGGUGACGUUAUUAAACAGGACGUUACUACUGCGUUCGAUAUUAUGUUAGAUGUGAUUGAGCUGCCUGAACGGGUCUUGAAGCUAUUUCUGAACAAAAUUGAAUAUGGCGUGAGUGAUGUAAGUUGCAUAUUUACCCUACCGUACCCUGCCGUACCCUUCCCUACCUUACCCUACGCUACCCUACCCUACCCUACCCUACCCUACCCUACCCUACCCUACCCUACCCUACCCUCCCUACCCUACCCUACCCUACCCUACCCUACCCUACUCUACCCUACCCUACCCUUCCCUUCCCUUCCCUUCCCUUCCCUUCCCUUCCCUACCCUACCAUUCCUUACUCUGCCCUACCCUAAUAUAUCUACCUAUCUCGUUUAAAAUCAUUUUCAAAAUUUCAGGACGGCUACACCGUGCCAUGUGACACAAAAAUCGAUUUGGCAAUUCAAUUCAAAAACCAAUCAUAUGCCAUUCCUCAAGAAAAAUUGGUCAAGAACGAAGACGGUACAUGCAAGUUAUUGGUGAGAAAAGCUGAUGGACACAUAAUUAAGCUUGGCCAGCCUUGGGCCGUGUCUUAUUGCCAGAUUUUCGACAUCAAAGGCCGUGACUAUGGAAUUAGUGCUGUCAAGGCUGUAAGUGAUGACAGUAAUGGAAGUGGCAACAAUGAACCUGAGAAUGUCACUGAUGAACCAGAGAAAGAUGAUGAAGAAGACGACAACAAUGAUGACAAGCCAAGUGGAAUCAAUCCAAAUGGAAAAAACUUGGACGAUAUGGGAUUUUAA